Molecule: messenger RNA, 1559 nt
Organism: Cryptomeria japonica (Japanese cedar)
Lineage: Eukaryota; Viridiplantae; Streptophyta; Pinopsida; Cupressales; Cupressaceae
Exons: 5
Coding region: 118-1092 (324 amino acids)
Molecular function (GO): hydrolase activity
Source: RefSeq, a predicted model, not a curated record
AGAAGUUUGAGAUUUGUCCGACUUUCAAAAUAACAAACAACGUCCCACAUUUUCUUCAAGCUCAACCAGUGCGAAGGGAGGGCGGCAAUACUUUUGUGUUGGGAACGGAGAGCAAGCAUGGCGUCAGAGGUAAGUCACAGAAUAAUCAGGACCAACGGCAUCAACAUGCACAUAGCAGAGCAAGGAUCAGGUCCCGUGGUAUUGCUGAUACACGGGUUUCCGGAAUUGUGGUAUUCAUGGAGGCAUCAGAUAAGAGAAUUAGCAAUGGCAGGGUACCACGCGGUGGCCCCUGACAUGAGGGGUUACGGAGACACCGAUGUUCCUCUCGGUGUGCAUAAUUACUCUCAUUUGCGUCUCGUGGGGGACUUAAUCGGUCUGCUUGAUGCCCUUGGUCAUCAUAAGGUCUUUGUGGUUGGCCAUGAUUGGGGCUCUAUUGUUGCUUCACACCUUUGCCUUUUUCGACCAGACAGAGUGAUAGCACUUGUAAAUUUGAGUGUUCCGUAUCGACCGCGUGACCCUACAAAAAGUCCAGUUGAGAAAAUGAGGUCUCUUCUUGGGGAAGGCUACUAUAUAUGCAGAUUCCAGGAACCAGGAAAAGCAGAAGAGGAAUUUGCAAGAUACAAUUAUACAGAAAUUAUGAAAAAGUUUCUAUUGGGAACUUUGCCAGGAGGUUUGUUUUCUGUAUCUACAGAUCAAGGAAUAUUAGAUACUCUUGAGACUCCAGCAACCCUUCCUUCUUGGAUGACUGAGGAAGAUAUCCAAUAUUUUGCCAAAAUGUUCGCCAAAACAGGCUUUACUGGUGGUUUGAACUACUAUCGAGUGCUUGAUUUAGAUUGGGAGCUUCUAGCCCCCUGGACUGGGGCAGAAAUCACAGUUCCAACCAAAUAUAUAGUUGGAGAUAAAGACUUGGUAUACAACACCCUUGGUACCAAAAACUAUGUCCAUGAGGGAGGCUUAAAGAAAAAUGUUCCCUUCCUUGAGGAAAUAGUUGUUAUUAAAGAUGGCCAUCACUUCAUCCAGCAAGAAAAAUCGCAUGAAAUUUCUCAACACAUUCUGGAUUUCUUUGGAAAAUUCAAAUUGUCAGCCCUCUGAACUGCUGAAUCUCUUCAAAAUUGUAAUCCAUAAAAAAUAAAAGUGUGAUUGAAAACUUCAACUAGUUCAUGUGCCUAUGUUGUGUGUUGGCAUGGUAAUUGGUAGUAUGGUGAAUUUGUCACCAAAAUGAUUGUGUUUGUUAUUAUGGACCAAAAUGUAAAACAAAAUAAAUGAUUUAGUACAUACUCUUCGGCACCAAACAUCCAUAUGAAAAAAGAAAUUCCUACAAUUAAACAAUCGUAAUAUUUAUAAACCACACUUGUCUUGUCCUACGCCUGCAACUGUGGGAAUAAUUGUUUUCUCCAAACAAGUGUGUCUCAUCAUUAAUGCCCUCUACCGUCAAGAAGUUUUCUGCUGAGAUUUAGGCAAAUCGUCAUACUUGUGAUGCAAGACAUGGCAAAUUGUCAUCCUUUGUUCUAAGGUUAACCUUAUUAAUCAUCCAUGACCAGGUAAUCCUUAACGAGAAA